AUGCCGAUGCUUCCCCCUACCUUGCCAAAGCUCCCGAUUAGCGAGGAGAACAAGCCCCGUGAAAAUGGAGGUCGCCCCCGAAGCACCAACCGGGAACCCGAUGCCGUGAUUGGCCGCAGCAUGCGCACUGGUGAAGAUGUGAUCGAGAAAAAGCCGGGCGAGUUCGAGGGCACCCAGUCCGGAAAAGUCGUCCGCGAGGCCAACCUGGCUCGAAAAAGAUCGAAAAUGUCGUUCAUGCCCACUGAACAACCCCGCGACGCCGAGGAUCGCCAGAUCCACGACCCCCAUGUCGAUGCCUUCCAGCCGCCAGAGGGCGACCGCGACAGGCGCGACGUCGGCCGCAAGAGCGGAGCCAUCAAGGAUGAUAAGGAAUCUGUCGGAAUCAACAUGCGCAACGGAGCUGAGGUGAGGUCGGACUCGUCAGGUCGCCUUCAUGAUGCGCACUCCGGGAUGGGAGUCUCCGAAGAAGAGAUCUGCCUCUAC
Mesorhabditis spiculigera is the source of this 483-nucleotide messenger RNA. NCBI's taxonomy places the organism in Eukaryota, Metazoa, Nematoda, Chromadorea, Rhabditida, Rhabditidae. The record is from the annotation of a GenBank genome assembly.